CCCCGGCCUCGCACAUCUGGGCCGGGAGCGCGCGACCAUCCGGCCUGGGGGAGGGGGCCGCGGGCGGGGUGGGCGGCGCGGGGCGAGCCUGAGACGCGGGCUGGGCGCACGUCGAGGGCUGUGGCUGCCGCGGCGGGUACGACCAGGGGCUGCGGACCCGGGAUCGAGGCGGCCGAACCCAGGUCGAGCUGUCGGGAGGGUGGAGUCACAGGGCCUGCAGAGAUGCUGGCUGUCCCAGAGAUGGGCCUGCAAGGGCUGUACAUUGGCUCUAGCCCCGAGCGGUCCCCCGUGCCCAGCCCGCCCGGCUCCCCAAGGACCCAGGAAAGCUGUGGCAUUGCCCCCCUCACACCCUCGCAGUCUCCAAAGCCUGAGGCCCGAGCCCCCCAGCAUGCUCCCUUCUCUGUGGUGGUGGCCAUUGACUUUGGCACCACCUCCAGUGGCUAUGCCUUCAGCUUCGCCAGUGAUCCCGAAGCCAUCCACAUGAUGAGGAAAUGGGAGGGCGGGGACCCAGGAGUGGCCCACCAGAAGACCCCCACCUGCCUGCUGUUGACCCCGGAGGGCGCCUUUCACAGCUUUGGCUACACUGCCCGCGAUUCCUACCACGAUCUGGAUCCUGAGGAGGCGCGGGACUGGCUCUAUUUCGAGAAGUUCAAGAUGAAGAUCCACAGCGCCACUGAUCUCACCCUGAAGACCCAGCUAGAGGCUGUAAACGGAAAGAAAAUGCCUGCCCUGGAGGUGUUCGCCCAUGCCCUACGCUUCUUCAAGGAGCAUGCCCUUCAGGAGCUGAGGGAGCAGUGCCCAUCGCUGCCAGAGAAGGACACCGUGCGCUGGGUGUUGACGGUGCCUGCCAUCUGGAAACAGCCUGCCAAGCAGUUCAUGCGUGAGGCUGCCUACCUGGCUGGCCUGGUGUCGAGGGAGGAUGCAGACCAACUACUCAUCGCCCUGGAGCCAGAGGCUGCCUCUGUCUAUUGCCGCAAGCUGCGUCUACACCAGCUCGUGGACCUAAGCAGCCGGGCUCCAGGCAGUGGACGCCUGGGUGAGCGCCGCUCCAUCGAUUCCAGCUUCCGGCAGGCCCGCGAGCAGCUGCGCCGGUCCCGCCACAGCCGCACGUUCCUGGUGGAGUCCGGCGUCGGAGAGCUGUGGGCAGAGAUGCAAGCAGGAGACCGCUACGUGGUGGCAGACUGCGGGGGAGGCACGGUGGACCUGACCGUGCACCAGCUGGAGCAGCCGCAUGGCACCCUAAAGGAACUCUACAAGGCAUCUGGCGGCCCCUAUGGCGCGGUGGGCGUGGACCUGGCUUUUGAGCAGCUGCUGGGCCGCAUCUUUGGAGAAGACUUCAUCGCCACCUUCAAAAGGCAACGCCCGGCAGCCUGGGUGGAUCUGACCAUCGCCUUUGAGGCCCGCAAACGCACGGCAGGCCCACACCGUGCAGGGGCACUCAACAUCUCGCUGCCUUUCUCCUUCAUUGACUUCUACCGCAAGCAGCGAGGCCACAACGUGGAGACAGCCCUGCGCCGGAGCAGCGUGAACUUCGUGAAGUGGUCCUCACAGGGGAUGCUCAGGAUGACUUGUGAGGCCAUGAACGAGCUCUUUCAGCCCACGGUCAGUGGGAUCAUCCAGCACAUAGAGGCGCUGCUGGCACGGCCCGAGGUGCAGGGCGUGAAGCUGCUGUUCCUGGUGGGCGGCUUUGCCGAGUCCGCUGUGCUGCAGCACGCGGUGCAGGCGGCGCUGGGCGCCCGCGGCCUGCGCGUGGUGGUCCCGCACGACGUGGGCCUCACCAUCCUCAAGGGCGCGGUGCUGUUCGGGCAGGCGCCGGGCGUGGUGCGGGUGCGCCGCUCGCCGCUCACCUACGGCGUAGGCGUGCUCAACCGAUUCGUGGCUGGGCGCCACCCGCCCGAGAAACUGCUGGUCCGCGAUGGCCGCCGCUGGUGCACCGACGUCUUCGAGCGCUUCGUGGCCGCCGAGCAGUCGGUGGCCCUGGGCGAGGAGGUGCGGCGCAGCUACUGCCCGGCGCGCCCGGGCCAGCGGCGCGUGCUCAUCAACCUGUACUGCUGCGCCGCCGAGGACGCGCGCUUCAUCACAGACCCCGGCGUGCGCAAGUGCGGCGCGCUCAGCCUGGAGCUAGAGCCCUACGACGGUGCGUCCUCCGGCCGCCGCGAGAUCCGCGCCGCCAUGCAGUUUGGCGACACCGAGAUUAAGGUCACCGCCGUCGACGUCAGCACCAAUCGCUCCGUGCGCGCCGCCAUCGACUUUCUUUCCAACUGAGGGCGUGCGCGAGGACCAGUUCCCCAGUGCCAGGCCCCGCCCUCUUGUGGUCGUGGGGUCGGCUCUAGUGGAUGGAGCUGCUGGUUCUGAAGUCGCGCCUCUUCCCCCACCCUCCCGCCUGGGGAGAUGAGGUCGCAGGAUGGGUGGGGACAGACUCUGGCUUUGGAAUUGGGCCCAGGUCCGCUGACUGGAAGGCUGCAGAGCCCUGCCAAGGGCUGAGGUCAAGGAAUCAGAAGAGGUUUGUAAGCCGGUGCGCCCACAGGGAACACGUCACCCCGAAGGCAGAAUGCACCAGAAGACCGAGCCCUGGCCUGAACUGGGGG
Molecule: messenger RNA, 2588 nt
Organism: Neofelis nebulosa (Clouded leopard)
Lineage: Eukaryota; Metazoa; Chordata; Mammalia; Carnivora; Felidae
Gene: HSPA12B
Product: heat shock protein family A (Hsp70) member 12B
Exons: 13
Coding region: 223-2265 (680 amino acids)
Source: RefSeq, a predicted model, not a curated record